Messenger RNA from Zea mays, 1068 nucleotides. Its product is annotated as xyloglucan endotransglucosylase/hydrolase protein 5. Gene Ontology annotation, biological process: carbohydrate metabolic process. The record is from RefSeq and is marked validated. Gene Ontology annotation, molecular function: hydrolase activity, hydrolyzing O-glycosyl compounds. NCBI's taxonomy places the organism in Eukaryota, Viridiplantae, Streptophyta, Magnoliopsida, Poales, Poaceae. Bases 60 to 812 code for a protein of 250 amino acids. The transcript has a single exon.
ACUGUGAGUCUGUGACCAGUCACCACCUCUGCCCAGCGCUCCACUCACCAGUCACCACAAUGGCGUCUGAAUCCGAGGCCUGCAGCUGGGAGCCGCACCUGCUCCACCCCAACGGCACUGAGCCGCUGCACCGGAUCGCCGUGGACUACUGCCCGGAGGCGUGCCUCCACGAGCGCCACGCGGGGGAGAUCCACGUCACCUACGACGACCGCGGCGGCGCGCGCUGGCGCUCCUGCUGCCGGUUCCUGCCCGGCAGCGCCGUGGCCACCACGAUCCGCGCGCCGGCGGGGGACACGUCGGGACUCAACUACAACAUCUACUUGUCCUCCCUGGAGGGUUCCGCCGACCAGGACGAGAUCGACUUCGAGUUCCUCGGCCACGACAAGCGCGCUGUCCAGACCAACUACUACGUCGGCGGCAACGGCGGGCGGGAGCAGAUCCACGCGCUCCCCUUCGACUCCUCUGACGGCUUCCACCACUACGCCAUCGCCUGGGACGCGGCCGCCAUCGAGUGGCGCGUCGACGGCGAGCUCGUCCGGCGCGACAAGAGGCGCGAGGGGGAGCCGUGGCCGGAGAAGCCCAUGUACCUGUACGCCUCCGUCUGGGACGCCAGCCACAUCGCCGAUGGGGCGUGGACCGGCACGUACCACGGCCGCGACGCGCCCUACGUCUGCAGCUACAAGGACGUCAGGGUGCCCACUGCUGAGCAUUCAGUGGAAGACGCCGCUCAUGCGCCCGCUGGCGAUCCUGUCGCCGCUGACGCUGCCGCGGCGGCGGAAGAAGAGAAGGACGCCGGAGCAGGUGAAGUUUAGAUCUUGGUGGUGCAAUGGAAUGUCUUUUGAGUGUCUCUGCAAUUAAAAAGAUCUAUGAAUAAUGGAUGCGGCCUCAUCGGUGAAAAAAAACAUUUCAGCUGCUGUAUUUAUGUUGUUCGUUGCUCAAUGGUCAAUGUGCUCUGUUUACUGUUUUGCACUUUUGCUUCGGUUCCUGUAUUUUUAUGUUAAGGGGAUACUUGGUAAAGGGCUGAAAUUUAAUCUCUGAGACAUCGAAUGUUUAGAUGUUUAAUUAUAA